UCCACACAAAAAUAAAUCCCACUCAUAUCAACAAGACCUGUGGUUUCAUGGCUGAUGUAAUUUGAACUUACUUUAUUGAACAAUUACGGAUAUGACACAAUUGGAUGCAUCAUAAAAUGCCAAAGCGAGGAUGCAAAGAAUAUAAAUGUGAAUUAUUAAUCAGCCAAUCAAAUAACAUAACCGAACUACCUGAACCUGAAACUAGGGGAUUAUUUGUUAUCAAAGAAUUCAAUGUUGUUAUUUACAUUGGCCAAUCGCAAGACUGUUUACGGGAGAGAAUAUUGAGCCACUUGGGAGGCUAUGAUGCUCAAGAUAUUGGUGAAUAUCUGAAAGAUAUGGAUAGCGACGAAAAAGAGAGAAACAUUUCAAUAGCUUGGGUAGAAAUCAUGAGACCUCGAUGUGAUGAACAUCAUUAUAUCAAAUGCAUAGAAAAACGACAAGGGAAAUGGCCAAAGUUUAACAGAAAGCGUGGCAGACCUAAAAAGACGCCAUACAGCGCGAAGUCUUGACUUUUAUCUACCGUAACAUGUAUGAAUAUCAAAACACUUGAAUGUUUGAAACGUCUUCACAAUCACUUUGUGUGUCAUAGACGAUAAAAAAAAUUGUAAGGGUUCCGCGGAACCUACGUAUUUUUCCUUUU
Molecule: messenger RNA, 640 nt
Organism: Mytilus trossulus (common blue mussel)
Lineage: Eukaryota; Metazoa; Mollusca; Bivalvia; Mytilida; Mytilidae
Exons: 2
Coding region: 105-509 (134 amino acids)
Source: RefSeq, a predicted model, not a curated record